AAGUCUUUCCAUCCCGAAGAGACUUUCUAGUGCUUUUGAAGAGAAUUGUUGGUUUGACUGAUGAACUACAUGGAAAAUAGACCUUUCUUUGAUUUGAAGCAACAUUUUUUGAAAGUAACAAUUCCAUUGAGUCCAUACCUAAAACAUUAUCCUGUCCGGCAUUCACAAUUAUCAUUGAAGUUUGCUAGCAUAUCUAUUUGCCACCAAAUUUACCUUGUCCUCGUCUUACAAUUGUGUAUAUAUUUAUCUCAAACUUUUUCUUGUGAUUGAAAGCACACUAUUCCUUAAAUUUUGCAUCCAUUAGAUGGCUAAUGUCAUCCAAGAUACUAGAUAUUACUAACCAGUAGUGGCAAAGUGUGCCUCUUUCUUCUCUCCCUAGUAGUCCUUGUUUGUCUCACACAUUACUCUUUGUCAAGCAUCAAUAUAUAGUAAUCCUUAUUCUAUUUAUUCGUAGGAUUUCCGGUGCCAAUUAUAGUAAAGGUAAAAAGACUUUCUCCAUCUUUUGGAUAGGGUUGGGGGAGUUUGAAGACUUUUUCUAGAGAUGAAAUUCUGAAGGAUGACUAUAAAUAAACAAUCUUGCCGAGCUAUUCCUUGAGUAACAUAGACAGAAGAUGUUCUCCAUUUCCUGCAUUUCUCAACUUCUCCCUCCAGUCAUCCACGUUUGUUGAUGUUCACCUCUCUCAAACUAUUUAUUGAAGAUAACUUACUUUUUCAUUGCAAUAUUAGAAUGAUGUAGAAGUUUGUCAGCUUUAAGAUGUUUAAAUUGUGGCCAGUAUUUGAUGAAAAGCAUUAUAGCUGAAUGAUCAAGCUUUCUACAUUUCACAUUUUUCAAGAAGCACAAGAAACUACAGGGAAAUGCACGUCUUAAUUUGUUUCGCAGUCCUCAUAUAUUUUACAACGUAAAUGAUGCUCAGAUAUGUGUAUAUUGCAUUUCUGCACUAUUUAUAUCAUGCUCUUGUCAGAUUUUUGUAGUUCUCUUGUGCAUAAUAGUACUACCUUUACUUGAAGGGGUACUGAUGACCCGAGAAAAGAUGACCUUUAAAUCUUUAAUUGCUCUAGUACCUUUUUGUUUAAUGAAAAUGAUGUAAAUGGCCUAGAUAGCUUUACAGAUUUUUGAGCUAGCUAGAGCUGUACAACCAGCUUGGAAGCCUUUAAAAAGGUGAAUAAAAAUACCACGAAGUGUGCGUGUAUAAGUACCUGAAAUCUACAUUCUUUAGGUGGUAAAUCAAAAUCUAAUUGAAGAAAAAUAGUCAGUAGAUUAAUUAUUUGGAAUUUAAUGGUUCUUCAAUCAGUUUUCUAUUGCAUUAGGGUUUCAUUUGAGAUAUUUUCUUCAUUAAUAUGGUUCUGUGAAAAUGUUUUAAUUUGCAUAUUUUGUAGGAGCAAGUUGAAUCCAAUUGCUAAUCCGACUUUUUCUGGUGCAGGUUUCCUUGAAUCUCUUUGGAGGGACAUUGAUAUGAACAGACUCCACCAUGACCGUAAUGACGAUUUGAAUCUUGUGAUUAUAUCCCAUGGUCUAGCUAGUCGUGUCUUUCUGAUGAAGUGGUUCAAGUGGACGGUUGAGCAAUUUGAGUAUCUAAACAAUUUAGGAAAUUGUGAAUUUCGAGUUAUACAAUUAGGGCUUGGUGGAGAAUACAGCUUAGCGGUCCACCAUACUGAAGAAGAGAUGCUAGAAUGGGGACUAUCCCCUGAAAUGAUUUCAGACCAAAAAUGGCGAGCUCAUGCUAGCAGGAGUUCAUGGAACGACAAAUGCUCUUGGUACCUUGAUGCUUUCUUUGACCAUCUAGCUAAUUCAGAUGAUGAUGAUUAUGAUGAAGUGAAAUCAAACUUCUCCGACUAGUUUAGUGCUGCUUUUGGUGCACUUGUUCUGAUUCCUUACAUCAUGUAGUCUAUAUGAGUAAUUAAUUUGGUUAUUUACAGAGGUAGUCGUAACAUCCAUUUGACUUUCAUGCGGUAGUCCACUUUUGGGGGCAUAGAGCAUUUGUUUGAUUUUGUUGCAUUCAAUAUCAGUAACAUCAACUAAAGAGCUGAUUGUAAAUUUUAAUCAAUUGUCUUUAUAUCA
Molecule: messenger RNA, 2059 nt
Organism: Lycium ferocissimum
Lineage: Eukaryota; Viridiplantae; Streptophyta; Magnoliopsida; Solanales; Solanaceae
Product: phosphoglycerate mutase-like protein AT74
Exons: 1
Coding region: 1277-1837 (186 amino acids)
Molecular function (GO): phosphatase activity
Source: RefSeq, a predicted model, not a curated record